GUGACGAGGGGGAAAAAAUGAAGUCAAUUAUACAACACACCGGCGGCUUGUCCCUCCUCUUCCCCAUCCCCACUACUACAGCUGGGGGCUCCACAUGCGCCGCGGCGCUCCGAAGCCUGCAGCGGGCACACCGGCUCCAGUCCGUCGGCAUGUCGGCCGGCGACUCCGAGGGGACGGCGGGCAGGCCAGAAGAGGAGGAAGGGCCGAGGCAAGCGGGCCCGUCGCUGCCAGCUGUCGAGCUGCCAAGGAAACGAAAGGGAGAUGUGGAGGAGAGGUCAGACGACCAUGUACAGCAAAGCCUUGACUUCGAGAUGGAAGAUGACCUCAGCAGAUCUGAAGGAGAGGAUCAGCAAGUCAAAAUGAAAUGCUUCAGGGAGCCUCACCGGCAGAUCGAGAAGCGGCGAAGGGAUAAAAUGAACAACCUCAUUGACGAGCUGUCGGCCAUGAUCCCCGCCUGUCAGCCCUUGACUCGAAGACUGGACAAGCUCACUGUGCUGAGGAAGGCUGUCCACCACCUGAAAGGCCUCAAAGUUGGGUCGAGCGGCGCCUUCACAGACACCAACCACAAGCCUUCCAUCCUGCAUCAAGAUGACCUCAGGCACCUUCUGCUCAGCGCUGCAGACGGUUUCCUGUUAGUUGUAAGUUGUGACCGGGCAAAAAUCCUCUUCCUCUCCGAGUCCGUCUCCAAGAUCCUCAACUUUAGCCAGUUGGAGCUGACUGGGCAGAGCCUGUUCGACUUCAUCCACCCCAAAGACAUCAACAAGGUGAAGGAACAGCUGUCGUCUGCAGAGCUGCACCCUCGCCAACGCCUCAUUGAUGCAACAACUGGAUCUCAGGUCCAGGCCGACAGCCCCGUCAGGGCGUCCCACUUGUCCACUGGGGCUCGGCGAGCCUUCUUCUGUCGCAUGAAGCACAGUCGGCUGGCAGGCAACCACGAAGACAAACGCCCCAUGCCCAGCUCUUUCAAAAAGAAAGACUCUUACAGAUACUGCACCCUCCACUGCACUGGAUACAUGCGGAGUUGGCCGAGCAGCCAGAUGGACCCGGAAGGAGAGGCCGAGAAAGAAACCUCGUAUCUGUCCUGCCUGGUGAUGGUGUGCCGCCUCCACCCCCACGUGUCCCACCACCCACCCAAAGACAUCACCGUCAAGCCCACCGAGUUCGUCACCCGCUGUGCGAUCGACGGCAAGUUCACUUUUGUAGACCAACAAGCCACGACUGUCGUCGGUUAUCUGCCGCAGGAAGUUCUCGGCACGUCGUGUUACGAGUACUUCCACCAGGACGACCUGCAGCACCUCGCAGAGACACACAGGCAAGUUCUUCGAAGCAAAGAGAAGAUUGAGACACAGCGCUACAAGUUCAAAACAAAACAUGGCUCCUAUGUCUCGCUUCAGAGUCAGUGGUUUAGUUUCACAAAUCCAUGGACCAAAGAAGUUGAGUUUAUCGUGUCUUCAAACAGGGUCAUCUCCAGGGGGCCCGGUCACACAAAAGAUGAGGAGGAGGCCAUCGGCUCAAAAGCACUUCAAGAAGACACUAAGCAAAUACCCAUAAUUCCCGGCCUUUCCAGUGGUUUGGGCACAAUGAUCUACGCAGGCAGUAUCGGGACCCAAAUCGCCAAUGAGCUCAUCGACACCUACAGGAUGAACUCUUCUCCAUCAAGCGGAGCCUCCAGUCCGUUUGGCUCGGCCCAGGAGAAAUGUCCACUGGUUUCCCCUCAAACCAGCAGGAGUGCAUCCAGCAGAGAGGACACAGCAGGCAGUUCGUCCCUGUCCCAGUCUGACUCGAGGACGGCAGCGGGCACGAGCAGUGGAACGUCUGAAAGCACAGGCGAACCGUCCCAGCUAGACUUGGACAACAUGGUGGUGCCGGGCCUGAGCAGCUUUAGCAACGAUGAGGCAGCCAUGGCGGUCAUCCUGAGCCUGCUGGAGACGGAUAUAAGCAUGGGUCAGUCGGGUCAGUUUGAGGACUUGCACUGGCCUUUCUAGCGGUCACUGACUGUCCGCCCCUCUAUGUGCUCUUGUGCCGUUUUCUUGCCGUUUGCCAUGAACGUGGGCGAUCCGUCGUUACAUUUUGCCACCGACUGAUCUGAUGUCUCACAACUGAACCCACUGGUGUCGAGAGGCUGGCUGCAGACACAAGAUGGCACACCUCCACCAUUGAGGACAUGUGACUUCAGUGUGGAUGAUGCUAGUGUAUCGUAUGUUACUUGUUACAGAGUAUAAACUAGACUAGAUGUUCAAAUGGUAAACGAGGAGACGUUAUAUUCUCAGUUUGGGUCAAUGAAGAUUAUUUGGUGAGACAUUUUAUUUCAGAUAAAACAAAGCUUGAAUAUAUCCUCACCUGAAUAAAUGUUAAGAUCACGAAAUUGAGUAAAUUUCCACUUCAAGUCAACAACUACAAAAGUAAACAACUAAUGUCACAGACUACAACACUGAAAGCUCCAGUAAUGAAAGAACUGGCAAAAUACCAUUUUCCUAAAUGUAAAUUUAUACAUUUAAAAUCUUGUAUUGUCAUUACAUAGAAGUGAAACUACAUUGAAAACUCAUUAAUGUGUCAUAGAAGCAAUUGCAUCUGCUGUGAGUGUCACACGUCCUGCAUGGGUCAGGUCCACCAUCUUGUGUCGAGAGUGCGGACCCCCUCACUAGACUUUUACCAAAAGCUGUAACACGUCCUACUCGAGGAAGCCAGAUAUCGGGAUUGACGUUUCAAGUCAAUAGCCUCUGGUAAGACUGUGUCUUCUUCAGUGACACUUCUGU
Molecule: messenger RNA, 2756 nt
Organism: Hippoglossus stenolepis (Pacific halibut)
Lineage: Eukaryota; Metazoa; Chordata; Actinopteri; Pleuronectiformes; Pleuronectidae
Product: aryl hydrocarbon receptor nuclear translocator-like protein 2
Exons: 17
Coding region: 18-1985 (655 amino acids)
Biological process (GO): regulation of transcription by RNA polymerase II
Cellular component (GO): transcription regulator complex; aryl hydrocarbon receptor complex; nucleus
Molecular function (GO): RNA polymerase II cis-regulatory region sequence-specific DNA binding; DNA-binding transcription factor activity, RNA polymerase II-specific; protein dimerization activity
Source: RefSeq, a predicted model, not a curated record